Thalassophryne amazonica is the source of this 1880-nucleotide messenger RNA. It is a transcript of the gene retsat, whose product is annotated as retinol saturase (all-trans-retinol 13,14-reductase). Gene Ontology annotation, molecular function: all-trans-retinol 13,14-reductase activity. The coding region runs from base 40 to 1869 and encodes 609 amino acids. The transcript is spliced from 11 exons. The record is from RefSeq and is a predicted model, not a curated record. Lineage: Eukaryota; Metazoa; Chordata; Actinopteri; Batrachoidiformes; Batrachoididae.
GCGACGCGGAAGUACGCUGCACUUUUGAGUUCUGCAAUCAUGUGGAUCUGGAUUAUAAUUUGUCCCGCUUUGGUCUUUAUCUUUUUGAAAUACGUUUUUUUCAGUUCUGGGCCCAAUCCCUUUCAGACGGACAGCCGGGAGCCGUUGAAAAAGAAGGUCUUUGACAAGAAAGAGAAAAAUAAAGUAUUGAAGCAAGGUUUUGUUGCCAGUAAAGUUCCUGAUAACCUGGAUGCCAUUGUGAUUGGCAGCGGGAUCGGUGGACUUGGAGUUGCUGUGUUGCUGGCUAAAACUGGGAAGAAAGUCCUGGUUCUAGAGCAGCAUGGUCGGGCAGGGGGAUGCUGCCACACCUUCAGCGAAGAAGGCUUUGAGUUUGAUGUCGGAAUCCACUACGUGGGCGACUUGCUGGAUCACAAGCCUUUCCGCUGCAUGCUGGACCAGAUGACCAACGGGCAGCUAGAGUGGGAGCCUCUUGACAAUCCUUUUGACCAUGUAGUGCUGGGACCUCGAGAUAACCGCCGUGUGUACCCCAUCUACAGUGGCAGGACCCGCUACGCAGAGGAGCUGAAUAAAUGCUUCCCUGGAGAGGAGGAGGCCAUUGACAAGUACAUUAGCCUGGUCAAGAAAGCUCACCGGGGUAUUUGGCUCCUCGCUGUGCUGAAGAUGUGGCCUGUCUUUUUGGCAAAGUUCCUGGUCUACACUGGCCUUGCCACUCGUCUGUCUUUCUUCUUUAAAAUUGCCUCCAGGAGCCUGACAGAUGUGGUCAGUGAACUGACAGAGAACAAGGACCUCAGGGCUGUCUUCUCCUACAUGUUUGGCACCUACGGUAACAUCCCGAAAGACGCAAGUUUUGCGACACACAGUUUGCUGGUUUCUCACUACCUAAAUGGUGCCUGGUACCCAAAAGGCGGGGCCAGUGAAAUCGCCUAUCACAUGAUCCCCGUCAUUGAAAAAGCAGGGGGCGCUGUUCUAGUUCGUGCUCCGGUCCACCGUAUCUUGUUCAAUGAGAACAAGGAAGCUACUGGUGUGAGUGUGAUGAAAGGUCAGGAGGAAAUACACAUCCAUGCUUCUAUAAUUAUCUCUGAUGCUGGAAUCUUCAAUACCUAUCAGAAGCUGCUGCCAAAAGAACUCCAGACCAUACCAGAAAUCCAGAAGCAGCUCAGUAUGAUGAAACAUGGUAAAGGUGGCUUCAGUGCCUUUGUGGGUUUGAAUGGAACCAAGGAGGAACUGGGCCUGAAAGCAGACAACUACUGGAUCUUUACUGAGAAUAAUUUUGAUGAAAUCACAGACAAAUAUAUGAAUGGAAAGAGGGAGGAGUCAGCUGAAAACGUGCCCCUCCUGUUCUUAGCCUCCCCGUCAGCUAAAGACCCGACCUGGGAGCAAAGGAAACCAGGCAAGUCCACCCUGAGUCUGGUUAGUAUUGCAAACUACAGCUGGUUUGAGGAGUGGAAGGACGCAAAAGUGACAAACAGAGGGCCUGAAUACAAGCAGCUAAAACAGACGUUCUUAGACUGUAUUCAGGACGUGGUUCUGGAUAUUUUCCCCAAGAUUACCAGAGACAAGAUUGAAUACAUUGAUGCUGGAACCCCGAUCACAAACACCUACUACAUUGGAGCCCCCAAAGGUGAAAUGUAUGGAGCGGAUCACGGGAUUGCACGGUUCAGCCCUGAACUCAGCGCUAUGGUGAGGCCGCAAACGCCACUGAGGAACCUCUAUCUGACAGGUCAGGAUGUGUUCCUGUGCGGCUUUGCUGGCGCGCUCGCUGGUGCUGUCACCUGCGGCUCCGUCAUUCUCAACCGCAACCUCCAUCUGGAUGCCAUCACCUUGGCAAAGAACACCAGAUUUCUGAAAGACAAAUUGAAAGGGGAGUAGCUGUCAAACCG